UCUACUCUUCUCGCUGCGGCAACGAACGAAACAACAAAGAAAACCAGAGGCUCGCCAACGCUCUCGGUGCUCCGCUCUCCCUCCAAUGUCGCUGGCGCCCCCUGCCUCCUCCCCCAACUCCCUCCUAUUCUUGGAAACGAAUCGGUCCGGGAAAAAUAACCGAUCUUGCUAUCCUCGCUGGGGCUCCCGCUUUACCCCAACCUCCGCCCUCCUCCUCCCUCCUCCUGCUCCCCCCCCAUUUUUAUGGCAUGAAUCUCCAAACCCUACCGUCUCUACUCUACUCCAGAGAUGGCUCGCUAUCUUGCACUGCUUCUCGCCCUGGCUCUGCGCCUAGCCUACCCGGCCUUCGCCGAGACCGACCAAGGUGAUGUUUCAGCGGUUAAUGUUCUAUUUAAAAGCUUAAAUGCCCCCCCACAGUUGACUGGUUGGAGUUCAACUGGUGGUGACCCCUGUGGUGAUGACUGGAAAGGAGUCAAGUGCUCAGGCUCAUCUGUGACAGAAAUCUCCCUGUCAGGCCUUGGUUUGACUGGCUCGUUGGGUUAUCAACUGUCGAGCUUGACAUCAGUAACUUACUUUGAUAUGAGCAAGAACAACCUUAAAGGUGAUAUCCCAUAUCAACUUCCUCCCAAAGUAGAACACCUAAAUCUUGCUGAGAACGCAUUUACUGGUGGAAUUCCUUAUUCGAUUUCUCAAAUGACCGAUCUUAAAUAUCUAAAUCUUCACAGAAAUCAGCUGAAUGGGCAGUUGAAUGAUAUCUUUGGAAAGCUUGAUAGACUCUCAGAGAUGUAUCUCUCCUUCAACCAGCUCUCUGGUAAUCUACCUCCCAGUUUGGGAUCCCUAAAAAGUCUCAAAACUCUGCACUUACAGAACAAUCAGUUCAGUGGUUCAAUUAAAGGUCUUGCUAAUCUUCCUCUUGAGGAUCUGAAUGUUGAAAACAACCAGUUCAAUGGCUGGAUUCCCAAUAAAUUGAAAAAUAUAGAUACCCUUCAGAUCGGCGGCAAUUCUUGGUCAUCUGGAGCAGCACCUCCAGGCAUGGAUAAGGCUUCAAAUACUAAUUCUCAUACUGGUGGAAAGAAGGGUGUGCGGUCAGUUGUCAAUGGAGCAGUCAUUGCUGGAACAGUGAUUGCUGUGUUGGUCAUUUCUCUGAUUUUAUUGGCUCUGAUUAAGCGAAGAUCUUUGUCAUCGUCCCAUUACAUUGAUGACCAAUCCAGCCAGAACAUAUCAUCAACACCUCUGGUUUCUCGUGAAUUAGGGCUUAAAGGAUAUUCUUCUUCAAUUGACAUAAAGGCAUUGGAGACACCUCCUUCCAUGGACCUUAGACCCCCACCUGAGCCAUACAAAUUAUUUAGUGAUAAUGAGUUUGCGGUUAAGUUAAAUCCCAAACAAAGCACAAAUCCUGUCAGUAUCACGGCUUAUUCAAUAGUAGAUCUGCAAGCAGCUACUGGAAGCUUUAGUGCAAGCCGGCUUCUUGGACAGGGAACCAUUGGGAGUGUUUACAAAGCAAAAUAUGCUGAUGGAAAGGUUUUGGCUGUGAAGAAGAUAGAUUUAAUAAAUCUCUCUGGAGGCACUUCUUCUUAUGACUUCAUGGAAUUAGUUUCUGGCAUUUCCAAGCUGCGCCAUCCAAACAUUACUGAACUUUUGGGUUAUUGCUUGGAGCCUCGCUACCAUCUCUUAAUCUAUGAGUUCCAAAUGAAUGGAUCUCUUCAUGAUUUUUUACAUCUGUCAGAUGAAUACAGCAAACCAUUAACCUGGGAUACUCGAGUUAGGAUUGCUCUUGGGACAGCUCGUGCUCUAGAGUACCUUCAUGGCAUCUGUUCCCCAUCUGUUAUUCAUAAAAAUAUGAAGUCUGCCAACAUCUUGCUUGAUUCUGAGCUCAAUCCCCACCUGUCUGACUGUGGCCUGGCUGUCUUUUAUGAGGAUACAAGCGAGAACUUGGGGCCUGGAUACAAUGCUCCUGAAUGCACAAAACCAUCUGCCUGCACAAUGAAGAGCGAUGUCUACAGCUUCGGGGUGGUUAUGCUAGAGCUAUUGACAGGUUGCAAGCCUUUUGACAGUUCUAAGCCAAUUAUGGAACGAACCUUAGUUCGUUGGGCAGCACCGCAACUCCAUGACAUCAAUGUACUGACACAAAUGGUAGACCCUGCCCUCCGUGGGCUCUACCCCCCAAAAUCAUUAUCUCGGUUUGCUGAUGUUAUUGCUCUAUGUAUCCAGCCCGAGCCUGAGUUCCGCCCCUCCAUGUCUGAAGUUGUGCAAUCACUGGAUCAAUGUGUUCAUCGGACAGGCAUCGACAAGCGUUCACGCCUGAGCACCUCUUGCCGAAGUGAUGACUCUGAAAGCUCCUACCAUUGAGGAAAUCGAUCUACUUACAUUUCCCAUGACUUUAAGGAACAAUUCUGUUUUUCUCUUCUUUCCUCGGGACUGCGCAGAACUGAUAUUAUCCAAGGCCACUCCAGCCAAUAUUGUUGCAGAUAAUUCAGGGACCCCGUCAAUUGUCAUACCAAGUUGUACUCUUGAGUGGGCUUUUAAGAAGUCCACUCCUUGUGAUCGCAUUGUCAAAUUCGAUGGAAGACAUCAAAUUAUCAAAUGCAGCUUAUCCGAUUUUCCAA
Phoenix dactylifera (date palm) is the source of this 2606-nucleotide messenger RNA. RefSeq names its product STRUBBELIG-receptor family 5 (gene SRF5). Gene Ontology annotation, molecular function: ATP binding; protein binding; protein kinase activity. Gene Ontology annotation, biological process: protein phosphorylation. Lineage: Eukaryota; Viridiplantae; Streptophyta; Magnoliopsida; Arecales; Arecaceae. The record is from RefSeq and is a predicted model, not a curated record.